AUGGGUCUCUUCUCCGGCUUCUUCAGCUCGUCAUCUCGGGGCAGCAGUCGCCAAUGGUAUGGCAACGAACCAUACCAAUCCUCAUCACGCAGCGGCCAUGAUGCCUAUCAUGCAUCCGCCUCACGCAGCGGUCGCCAGUAUCCCGAUUACUCCCGCGCAUAUCAACCCCAAGCGUCCAAUGCCUACCACUCUCGCCGCGACCCCUACGGCGAGAGUAGCUCAAGACGGCGUCGAGAGGUAGAGCGUGAGCCCUACUACAAUUUCACCCGCGACGACCGUCGUUACUCCUUUGGUCAUCGCCAAGGCCACAGCGAGCAGAUCCGGUUUGGUCAGGCACAAGGCCAUCACUUAAGUGGUCGCCAUCAGUACCAGCCUGCCCCAGAGAAUCUCGUUCACUACUCCAGAGACCCAUACCGCUCUCGACAUUCAAAGCCGUACAACCCCGACCGCAAUCGCUUCGCUGACUUCGAUCAGACAACUCGGGCGGGCCAAAGAGAGCACGAGCGCUAUCAGGCGUUCGGCGGUCGCAACGGUGGGUAUGGCUACGACGGUAGGUCUGGAGGUGGGUAUAGCUCUGGAUCUGCAGCCCACCACCUCGAGAUGAACGGUCGAUACCCUCGCUUUCGCUAA
This is a messenger RNA of Fulvia fulva, 630 nucleotides long. RefSeq lists its product as uncharacterized. The record is from RefSeq and is a predicted model, not a curated record. Bases 1 to 630 code for a protein of 209 amino acids. The transcript has a single exon. Lineage: Eukaryota; Fungi; Ascomycota; Dothideomycetes; Mycosphaerellales; Mycosphaerellaceae.